AUGCCUAACCAUCGGAAACGAUCUGUCUCGUUAUCAGGAACCCUCCAAGUCCGAAGGAACAGCUGUAUGGCCUAUGUCUUCUCCACGUGCCUGAUACUGACAUUCUACAACUGGCUGACCAUGGACGGACCUUACACCAUCACCAUCCGGCUCCGGCCGCUGAUGCCGUGGGCAGCGCACCCCGGCAGGAGGCUGCAGUACCUCCUCACAGAUGACUUCAAUCGAAGCAGUAACAUAGCAGAGAAGCUGCACCAAGAACCAUCGAUAACUACCACGUUUCCUGAUACGUACAUCGCGGGGUUUCCCGAGGAGAUAGACGCCAUACUCAUCAACAACACCAGACAGCUCAAACCGGCACAGGAGAUCCUCUCCUUACUGGACACUAUCGACAACAACUGGGCGUUUCGCCCGGAGGCUACAGAAAGACUAAGAUUACAACUGGAAGAGAAAGUGGACACUGUGAACACUUUCAUACUGCACAAAAACUCCACAACGAGUAACGGCACCAUCGGCUUCACGUCAGCACCGGGGGUCUACAAACUGACGCCAUCAGUAUACAGCAGACAACCUAUGGACACGCCGUUCCAGUUCAAACAGUACAAAACCUGCAGUAUUGUCGGCAGCAGCGGCAUUCUACAGGGCAGCAACUGUGGAGAGAGUAUUAACAGUGCAGAUUUUGUUAUAAGGUUCAAUAUGCCAGCUGUCACGGACGAAUUCAAAGACGACGUGGGAAUACGAACACAUCUAGUCACAUGUAACGGAGACACGCUGCAUUAUAAAUUUAAAGACAUCCGGAGUACACAUUGGCUCCGGUUCUUCCGCAACUACGUGGUAGAUAACAAAUACGGAAAAAGCCUGAUCUUCACCGCUCCGUUCAACACCAGAUAUCACCUGCAGAGGCUGAUCUGGUUCCAGUCUGUCGUGCCAAAGUCCAGGUUGCCAAACAGGGUUGUUUUGAACGACUCCCAGCACAAGGUGAAAGCCUUCAAGUUUUGGAGGGAAAGAGGUCUGACGGAGAAAAGUUUUUCUUCAGGAUUCUACAUGAUCACCUCUGCUCUAUCGUUCUGUGAAGAAGUAACGGUCUACGGCUUCUGGCCUUUCCGGAAAGACAGAAACGGCAGAGAAGUCAACUACCACUACUCGCAUGGCGAAGAGCAUGAUGGGGGAAUAGAAAACGAGUGGCACCGGAUGGACCGGGAGUUCGUCAAGCUGGUGGAACUUUACAAGGACGGCGUCAUCAAACUGGUGACACGGAGCUGCAACCAAACUACGGACAGUUAG
Branchiostoma belcheri (Belcher's lancelet) is the source of this 1281-nucleotide messenger RNA. RefSeq names its product alpha-N-acetylneuraminide alpha-2,8-sialyltransferase-like. Lineage: Eukaryota; Metazoa; Chordata; Leptocardii; Amphioxiformes; Branchiostomatidae. The record is from RefSeq and is a predicted model, not a curated record. Gene Ontology annotation, molecular function: alpha-N-acetylneuraminate alpha-2,8-sialyltransferase activity. The transcript has 8 exons. The coding region runs from base 1 to 1281 and encodes 426 amino acids. Gene Ontology annotation, biological process: N-glycan processing; oligosaccharide metabolic process.